AUGGAUUCUGUGGUGAACAAGUACGUACGUAAAUGGCUUGAAAUACCUAUAUCAGGAACUCUAUCUAACGUCUACCUUACCAGUAACAAGUUUGGUCUAAAUAUCUACCCGCCGUCAAUUAAGUUUGUUCAGUGCCAAACAGUUGCUCGUAACGCCUUAAAGACCUCUCCAAAUCAUUCCAUAAAAGACCUCUGGAAAACAACAUCUGAAAGCAAAAACAUUCAGUACGACGUCUACACCUCGACAAAAGAAGUCCUUAAAACUUUUACCUCCGGACAAGAAGACAAACUGCAGAAUCAUCUGAUUUUGCAAGGCUCCUUCUUCUCAAAUGUCAUUAAGUUUUCACUGUCGAAAUUAAACG
Molecule: messenger RNA, 361 nt
Organism: Paramuricea clavata
Lineage: Eukaryota; Metazoa; Cnidaria; Anthozoa; Malacalcyonacea; Plexauridae
Source: the annotation of a GenBank genome assembly